AUGAUAUUUUAAUCUCAUUGGCUGGAGAUGACAACUCUUUCAGGAACGAGGGGCGCAACCUUAUGGAACCCUGUUAUGGAAGAUUAUGAACAACCCUAUUUGGCUUAUGGUGACGUUUCCAAUUCUUCUAUGGAAACUUUAGAGUUAAGUGAGUUUCUGCCGCCUCAAAGAAGUUCAAGCGGUCGGCUUUCAAAUUUCUUUCGGUUUUUCAGAAAACGUCGAUUGCACAGGACACAAGUUGCUGGAGAUUUUCAGUUUGCUACUGCAGCACAACGAGAAAAUCCAUUUCGUCAACCUUUUAGACUUUAUAUCUUAACCAUAUUCGCUGCAUUGGGUGCUUUUAUCGUAGGAAUGGAUAUUUCUCUCGUUAGUGGUGCUCAAAUAUUCUACAAUACACAGUUUGGGUUAAAUACCAACUAUCAAGGCCUUACUGCAUCAGGAACUUUAAUUGGUGCUUUAUUUGGAUCUAUUUUGUCGAUAUUUGCUAAUAAUGCUUUUGGAAGACGAGGAACCAUCUUCUUUGCUUCCAUGAUUUCCAUUGGUGGAGCUUUAUGGGAAGCCUUGGCUCCUUCUUGGCCAAUGUUGUUACUUGGAAGGUUCAUUGUAGGUAUAGCCAUGGGAAUGUUAUCGUGCACGGUUCCCGUUUUCUUAGCUGAAACAACUCCUGCUUACAUUAGAGGAGCACUUACUAGUCUUUAUCAACAGUCUGUAGCCACCGGUAUAUUUAUUGGAUAUGUGGUUGACGCUAUCUUUGUUUAUGUUCCUGGAAAUAUUGGAUGGAGAGUUAUGCUUGGCUCUAGUAUGGUACCUGCCAUUGUUGAAGGGUGUGGUAUUAUAUUUCUUCCAGAAACUCCACGUUGGUUAAUCAAGAAAGGUUAUGAUGAAUAUGCUCUAAAUGUAUUGCUUUCAUUGAGAAGUACGAGAGAACAAGCGUUGAGAGACUUUGAAAUGGUAAAAGAUACCGUUUUAGAGGAAAGACAAGCAAGCGAGGGAAAGAAUUUGUAUCUGGAAACUAUUCGUGUUGCGAGUAAUAGACGUGCUUUGAUAGUUGGUAUUAUGCUUCAGUUGUUUCAACAGUUUUGUGGAAUGAAUACGAUCAUGUAUUAUGUUGAUUACACUUUUCACCAUAUGGUAGGCGUCUCUCGAAGAACUGCCGUAAUUGCCAGUAUGGUUGCUGGUUUUGCCAAUGCAGUUUUUACCAUUCCGGUUUAUUGGACUAUUGACAGUUAUGGGAGACGUAUAUUAAUGUUGUUUACAUUUCCUAUUAUGGUUGCUAUGCUUUUACUUGGAGGAUUUUCAUUCUUUGGUUCGCAGUGGCUCAACUUUACUCUUGUGAUAGUCUCUAUAGCCGUUUUUAUUGCUGCAUAUUCACCUGCAAAUGGUCCAGUUCCUUGGGUUGUUACUGCAGAAAUUUAUCCUUUAUAUAUUCGUUCGGAGUGUAUGAGCAUUUCUACUUUUUGUAAUUAUAUGUUCAACUUUGUCGUUUCAUUUUCUUGGCCAGAUAUGUUGGCAUCGAUGACAGCACAAGGAGCAUAUGGUUUCUAUGCUCUGACGACUACUAUUGGCUUUCUAUAUAUCUUUUUCUUUAUGCCUGAAACAAAAGGAUAUACUUUGGAACAAAUGAAAGUGGUUUUUGAGAAGAGUUCUUUUGAUAUUGCUCGUUAUCAUUGGAAGUGUUUGACUCGGAAUGCAAAGAGACUAUUCUGUUUGGGUGUUGAAGAAAGUCAUAUUCCAUCUCCUUAUGAUACUCCUUGGCCCGAAGAAUUGUGAUAUAUUUUAUGAUUCUUGCAAUAUUCAGCACAAAUUUCAAACGAAU
Molecule: messenger RNA, 1816 nt
Organism: Galdieria sulphuraria
Lineage: Eukaryota; Rhodophyta; Bangiophyceae; Galdieriales; Galdieriaceae
Product: MFS transporter, SP family, sugar:H+ symporter
Exons: 2
Coding region: 28-1770 (580 amino acids)
Biological process (GO): transmembrane transport
Cellular component (GO): membrane
Molecular function (GO): myo-inositol:proton symporter activity
Source: RefSeq, a predicted model, not a curated record